AUGGAGGAGUUAUGGUUGGAUGGCCGUGGCAAAGGCUUGGUAAGGUGUAUGCCCGACGAUGGAGGAGUUGUGGUGUUAAGGUGUGAGGCUAUGGUGGAUGCAGCUUUAGUGGAUCGGCAAGGUGGCUACCAAGAUCUACGAGGUUUUUUGAUGGAUUUUAGCUAUGUUUAUAGGAGUGGGGAAGAUGGCAACAACAAGGUAAUGAUUGGUGGCUAA
Molecule: messenger RNA, 216 nt
Organism: Dovyalis caffra
Lineage: Eukaryota; Viridiplantae; Streptophyta; Magnoliopsida; Malpighiales; Salicaceae
Source: the annotation of a GenBank genome assembly